Molecule: messenger RNA, 4788 nt
Organism: Triticum turgidum subsp. durum (durum wheat)
Lineage: Eukaryota; Viridiplantae; Streptophyta; Magnoliopsida; Poales; Poaceae
Source: the annotation of a GenBank genome assembly
AUGGAGGUUGACGGCGGAGCUGGUGGAGGCGGAGGCGGAGCUGGGGAUGUGGAGGGCGGAGGUGGCAGUGGAGCGGCCGGAGGAGCGCAGCUGGCCUCGUCACCGGCGACCGUGUUCCGGAUCCGCCUCAAGCAGCCCCCUGCAAGCCUCAAGUACAAGAUGCGCGUGCCCGAGCUGUGCAGGAACUUCAGCGCUGUUGCUUGGUGUGGGAAACUGAACGCAAUUGCAUGUGCAUCAGAGACUUGUGCGCGGAUUCCAAGCUCUAAUUCAAGUCCACCAUUUUGGAUUCCUAUACACAUUCUGAAUCCAGAGAGACCAACAGAAUGUUCUGUUUUCAAUGUUAGAGCAGAUUCUCCACGAGACUUUGUUCAGUUCAUUGAAUGGUCUCCUACGUCAUGCCCACGUUCAUUAUUAGUGGCAAAUUUUCAUGGGAGGAUUACUAUAUGGACACAACCAACUAAGGGUCCUGUUAAUCUUGUACGUGACUCCAGCUCCUGGCAGUGUGAACAUGAAUGGCGUCAAGAUCUCUCUGUGGUUACCAAAUGGCUAUCUGGAAUUUCUCCGUAUAGAUGGCUUCCUGCAAACUCCAGCACUUCGAACUUAAAAACCUUUGAGGAAAAAUUCCUUACGCAGCACCCUCAGAAUUCAGCAGGAUGGCCAAAUGUGCUAUGCGUUUGUUCUGUAUUUUCAUCAGGGUCUGUUCAGCUUCACUGGUCACAGUGGCCUCCUCAAAACUCAGCACAACCUAGAUGGUUCUCUACCAGCAAAGGGCUUCUUGGGGCAGGCCCCAGCGGCAUAAUGGCUGCUGAUGCCAUUAUUACCGAGUCUGGAGCUUUACAUGUUGCUGGUGUUCCCCUUGUUAAUCCAUCUACUGUAGUGGUUUGGGAGGUGAUGCCAGGUCUUGGUAAUGGCAUUCAGGCAACUGCGAAGAUAAAUGCAACAAGCCCUCUUCCUCCAUCUCUGAACCCCCCUUCCUGGUCUGGUUUUGCUCCAUUAGCAGCUUAUCUCUUUUCUUUGCAAGACUACCUUGUGUCUGAGGCUGCACAAACAAGAAAACAGAUAGAUAAUGAGAUCACUGAAGCCGCAUCGAUCCAUUGUUGUCCGGUUUCCAAUUUUUCAGCUUAUGUCAGUCCUGAAGCUGCUGCCCAGUCAGCAACUACUACAACAUGGGGAUCUGGGGUUACUUCAGUUGCUUUUGAUCCCACUCGAGGAGGAGGAGUAAUUACAGUUGUAAUAGUUGAAGGGCAGUAUAUGUCUCCUUAUGACCCUGAUGAAGGACCUUCCAUCACUGGCUGGAGAGUCCAAUGCUGGGAAUCUUCGCUUCAACCUGUUGUUCUUCACCCAAUAUUUGGAAGCCCCUCUAGCUUUGGUGGGCAGCCUCCAAUGCAAACUGUUUGGUCCACUAGAGUUAACAAGAGCAUUGCACCAACAGAGGACCUUAAAAACCCUCAAGCGUAUGUUCCAAUGCCAACAACUUCAGAUGAACGGAGCUCUUCUGAGUGCAGUGUUGACAGGGCAAACAGACUUAGUUUUGACCCUUAUGAUCUUCCAAAUGAUGUAAGACAGCUGGCUCAAAUAGUUUAUUCUGCACAUGGUGGUGAAGUUGCUGUUGCCUUCCUGCGCGGAGGGGUGCACAUUUUCUCGGGCCCAAAUUUUGAUCAGGUUGACAGCUAUCAUGUCAACGUUGGCUCAUCAAUUGCUCCACCAGCCUUCUCCUCUAGCAGUUGUUGCUUGGCAUCAGUAUGGCAUGACACACUCAAAGAUCGAACCAUACUAAAGAUAAUACGAGUGCUUCCUCCUGCAAUUCUUAAUGUUCAGACAAAGUUGCGUUUUGUUGGCAGAUUUUGGUGGAGCUUGAUGGCUGGUGUGGAUUGGUGGGAUGCUGUCGGUUGCACACAGAGUGCUGCUGAAGAUGGUAUUGUCUCACUUAACAGUGUGAUAGCUCUGCUGGAUACGGACUUCCAUUGUCUUCCAACAAUGCAACAGAGGCAGCAACACUGUCCUAACCUUGAUAGGAUAAAGUGUAGGUUGUUGGAAGGAACUAAUGCUCAAGACGUAAGAGCACUUGUGUUGGACAUGCAAGCAAGAUUGCUUCUGGAUAUGCUAGGCAAGGGAAUAGAGUCUGCGCUGAUAAAUCCAUCAACCCUGCUACCUGAACCCUGGCAAGCUUCUAGUGAAUUGUUGUCUAACAUUGAGCCUGACAAAAUGACGGUUGACCCGGCUCUACUUCCAAGCAUCCAGGGUUAUGUUGACGCUGUUCUAGAUUUAGCAUCACAUUUCAUCACACGCUUGCGGCGUUAUGCAAGCUUCUGCCGGACUUUGGCUAGUCAUGCUGUAGGAGCAUCUUCUAGUUCAGGCAAUUCAAGGAAUAUGGUUACUAGUCCAACCAACAAUUCUCCGUCGCCGUCAAAUAAUCAAGGUAAUCAAGGUGGAGUAGCAUCUGCGACAGGGAGCUCACAAAUGCAGGAGUGGGUCCAAGGUGCCAUUGCUAAGAUUAGUAACAAUGCUGAUGGCGCUGCCAAUGCCGCACCAAAUCCAGUUAGUGGGAGGUCAUCAUUUAUUCCUAUAAGCAUCAACACAGGGACUUUUCCCGGGACACCUGCUGUCAGGCUUAUUGGAGACUGCCAUUUCCUUCAUAGAUUAUGCCAGUUGCUGCUAUUUUGUUUGCUUUUUCGGAGGAGGCAAUCACCAAGAUUACUCGCAAAUGCACAAAAAAAUCCUGAUUCUGCCAUGCAGAAAAUACAGCAAUUGAUGAACAGUAAGAUAGAGGACAGUAGUUCUGCUAUUUCUGCUGUAAGAUCUGGUCUAGGGGCUGCCAAAGUGGAAGAUGGUGCAGCUACACGUGGACAGUUGGUUCUUGGAGCAAAGGGUCUUGAAGAAAAUCCAAUGGGCAAAUCUGUUAGAAUUGGUUCUGGCAAUGCUGGCCAGGGCUACACGUCGGAUGAGGUGAAGGUUCUAUUUCUCAUAUUGGUUGACCUUUGUCGAAGGACAUCAGGCUUGCAACACCCAUUGCCUGUUUCUCAGGUUGGUACUAGCAACAUAAUUAUAAGGCUGCACUUCAUCGACGGCACUUACACUGUGCUCCCUGAGGUAGUGGAAGCAUCUCUUGGUCCCCAUAUGCAGAAUAUGCCGCGUCCACGGGGAGCUGAUGCUGCUGGUCUUUUACUUCGAGAAUUGGAACUGCAACCUCCUUCUGAAGAAUGGCAUAGGCGCAACAUGUUUGGAGGACCCUGGUCAGAACCAGAUGAUCUCGGUCCAUUGGAUAAUAUGCCACAUCUGAAAAUAGGUGGUCAUAUCAACCCUCACUUGUCUGACAUGGAAGAGGAGGGUAAAACUAACUUUGGGAUUCAAAGUCUUUGGCCAAGAAAGCGCCGGUUGUCUGAAAGAGAUGCAGCAUUUGGUCUGAAAACAUCUGUAGGUCUUGGAGCUUAUCUUGGCGUGAUGGGGUCUCGACGAGAUGUCAUCACAGCCGUGUGGAAAACAGGACUUGAUGGUGAAUGGUAUAAGUGCAUACGAUGUUUGCGGCAAACUUGUGCAUUUGCACAACCUGGUGCCCCAAACAUGGCAAAUGAACGGGAGGCGUGGUGGAUCAGCCGGUGGACCCAAGCAUGUCCAAUGUGUGAUGAGACGGAAGCUGCAGUUGUCACUACCCAGUUCCUUGGCAUCGGCGAUCUAUUUGGGGGAGACAUUCUGCAGCUACAUCAGCAUCAACAACAGCUCCGGCUUGGAAGCCAGGGAAGUCAUAAUCAAGCCUUACUUCUUGUCGGUGUGGUCAUGACCAAACUUAUUGCUGCAGUCAUUACCAAAGAUAGCCUUAGUUCUCAUUGCUGCAUCCAUGACCUAUCGUUAAGGCUUGUCUGUACUGCUUUAUAUAACGAUGGUGAUGCGGAGCGUAAAUAUCUUCCUCAGUUCUUCAAGUUCACUGUUUCAAACCCAUUGUCUGUUCGAACAAAGGUCAAAUCAAUAAUUUGGGUUUCACCAUUUUUUUUCCAGGUUCGCACCAUCAAGGAUACUACAUAUCUGGAAGCCUGCAUAGAGAAUCAUACAAAAUCUAACCUUUACAUGGAUCAAGUAGAUUUUGAACCUGCCCAACAGUGGAGCGCUACAAUACUGGAAGCUGAUGAACACCCCUCAGUGGUGAAGUCUACAAUACGGGACCUCUGCAAACAACCAAUUCUGAUUAGAGCGGCAGGAGGAAUAUACAAUUACCUAUAUCAGCUCAGACCAUCGUCCGAUGAGCCUGGUCAAAUCAAGACAGAGGGUAGCAGCAUACUUGGUAAAUUUCAGAUUACAUGGCGGACAAAUCUUGGUGAACCAGGCCGCCUGCAAACUCAGAACAUUCAUAGCACUCCUACUCCAAGCAAAGAUGUUGACCUUCGUGCCGUGAAAAUUCCACCUGUUAUAUUUCUAGAAAGACCAUUUAUGGUCAAUCUAUGCCUUACAAAUCAAACAGAGAAAACAGUUGGCCCUUUUGAAGUAUUUCUAGCUCCAAGCGUAUCUGGUGAACAAAAAACUGUUCUGGUCAAUGGAUUACAGAAGUUGGUUUUGCCAUUAGUGGAGGCUUUUGAGUCCAUCAACUUUGACCUGAAGUCCGAGCAUGGUAGCUACCCAACUUGGCGUGCAAAAGAUCUCUGGAAUUACAUUGUAUGCUGUGCAGGAAAGGAAGCACUACGAACCUUUGCCAGACAUAGAGAUUUUUGUCGACGCGGAAUAGAACACCGCAUCCACAUCGGGAGACCCGUUGGACGUGCUAGAUUAGACCUUCAGGGUGAGCCAUAUUCUUGUUGA